Molecule: messenger RNA, 666 nt
Organism: Chara braunii
Lineage: Eukaryota; Viridiplantae; Streptophyta; Charophyceae; Charales; Characeae
Source: the annotation of a GenBank genome assembly
AAUGGCUGGGCCGGUUCUGGGGGUCGAAGCAUGGGGAAGCGCCGGGCCGGGGGUCGAAGCGUGCUGACACUGCUGAGGGCUGGCGGGCGAGGGGGCGAAGCGGCGCCGGAACACUGGGGGACGCGACCCCCAGGCAAGGGGAGGCCGGGCCGGGUGCCAGGGGGCCGAGGGGGUUGGCACAGACAGAGAGAGAUGAAGCGACACAGGAGAGGGAGAAGUGGGAGAAGGAGUGGGCGGAGGAGCGGAGGAGCGGGAGGAGGAAGGGGGGGAAGAGCAGGAGAAGCAGCGGGAGGAGGAGGAGCAGGAGGAGCAGGAGGAGCAGCAGGAGGGGGAGCGGGAGAAGUAGACGGAGGAGGAGCGGGAGGAGGAGCUGGAGAAGGACCAGCGGAAGGAGGGACGGGGAGACGAGCAAGGGAAGCAGCGGGAGAAGGAGGAGGAGCAGGAGGAGCGGGAGGAGCAGCAGGAGGGGGAGCAGGGGAAGAAGAGGGAGGAGGAGCGGAAGGAGCGGGAGAAGGAGCAGCGGGAGGAGGAAUGGGGGGAAGAGCAGGAGGAGCAGCAGGAGGGAGAGCGGGAGAAGGAGAGGGAGGAGGAGCGGGAGGAGGCGCAGGAGAAGGAGCGGGAGGAGGACGAAAUAUGUAGUUUACAUAAUCAAUAACUCAUUAAAGU